Molecule: messenger RNA, 3413 nt
Organism: Neogale vison (American mink)
Lineage: Eukaryota; Metazoa; Chordata; Mammalia; Carnivora; Mustelidae
Gene: FOXRED1
Product: FAD dependent oxidoreductase domain containing 1
Exons: 11
Coding region: 1574-2953 (459 amino acids)
Cellular component (GO): cytoplasm
Molecular function (GO): oxidoreductase activity
Source: RefSeq, a predicted model, not a curated record
GGUAGCCCCAGUCUCCAGCUUUGUGACCUUCAAAACUCGGGACGCGGGCCACGAUGUAAAGACAGUUGGUCGGCUGGGAGAGGGGGUAAGCUUGCUAGCCGGAUCUUUUAAAGCCUGAGCAGAUAUAUGGAUCCCAAGGAUUCCCUUCUCAGGUGACGAAUGUCUGAUCGUUCUAAGCCUCAAAUUACCACCAGAAUAGCAGAGAGCCAGGCUGACUGACUGGUUGCACAGAUAGAUGUGCAGCUAGCCUGCAGAUGCUGUGCUUAGUAUGUGGCUGUUAAGGAAGAAAGAAAGGAAAGAGGACAGAGCAUAUGUCCUGUGGAGGUGGCUGGAGUGUAGCUGGAAAGGUUCGAGACUGGAUAGAACCCAACCCGGACAAAUGCUCUGCCCUGGUGGUGGGAACAGAGAUCAGCCUUGAAGGAUACUGUUUACUGAUUCAAGGACGGUGUGUGUUCCAAGUUCUGGAGAACUGAGCAGAAGUUAGGAGAAGAGAAGUGUUGGUUUGGUGCAAGGAACUAGCAAAAGCCAUGUAGAUGGAGCGUUUGUGUAGCAAUAGGAAAUGUAGUGUGGACAAGGAAGGUAAGCCCAAAUCAAGGAGAUACUUGAACAUUGCUGAGCAGAGUUCAGACUUUGUAUUGGAGUCUGUGAAAAGACGUGGAUAUUUGUGAGUUACAAAUCUUUUGAAGGACAAAAGGAUUCAUUUAUUCAAGGCACUUACACGAUGUGCCAGGUUCAGUGCUAGGCUGGAGAUUCAUUGCUGAAGAAGGCAGGCAUGGUACAGUAUGAAGCAAUCACAAACUCAAAAUUACCUUGCAUGAGGUAAUGGGACAGCGUGACAGGAGAUUUUGAUAGUGUAUGGGGUCAGGAAGGCCUUUCCUGAGAAGAUAACUAAACUGAAAAGGAAAGGAAGCAAGGUGUUAACGGCAAAGAAGUGGACAGAGUUUCAAAACAGAAGAACCCCUGUGUAGGUUCCCUGUGAUGGGAAGAAAUAAAGCACCACCAAGGUGUGGAAGGGGCUGGAGUGGGAGAGUAGGGAGAGAACAAGGAAAACAGGAGUCAGACUGUUCAGUGUCUCAUAGGCCGUGUUAAAGAUUUUGGACUUCUAUUCUUGGAGUAAUGAAAAGCCACUGGAAGGUUUUAAGCAAGACAGUAUGUGAUUAAAUUAGUGCUUGGGAAAUAUUCUAGCUAUGAUGCAGAAGAAUUGAGUCGGCAAGAGGGGAAUUAGUGGAAACAAUUAGGAGGCUUUUUAUUAAUCUAGGCGAGAGCUUAUGGUGGUUUGGUCUAGGGUGGGGUAGCAGAGAUGGGAAAAGAGAGGGGACAGAUUGGGGAGAAAUUUAGGAGGCAAAGCCAUCAGGACUUGACAAUAGAUAGGACAUGAAUGUAACUUUGCUAGUGGUGAUGAUGUCCAGGAUAAGAUGCCACUCAGAGUAUCAUGCUUCAGAAGGCACUGCAGCUUGGGGUGUGUCAGGAUCUAUGGGUCCAGGAGCCUGGAACAUCCAAGAGGAGAGGACAGUGCAGUUGAACACAGGAGCCUGGGGCUCAGAGGAAAGAGCAGUGUGCACAGGCGCUGGACAUGCAUUGGAAUGGAAAGAUGUCCGAGAUUAAGAAGAAGAUCCAGUCAGUCCUUCCUGGAGGAGCCUGGACUCAACUUCACGACACCAGCUACCUGCCCCCCGAACACUCAGAUGUGGUGAUUGUGGGGGGUGGGGUGAUGGGCCUGUCUGUGGCCUACUGGCUGAAGAGGUUGGAGAGGCCACGAGGUGCCAUUCGGGUGCUGGUGGUGGAACGGGACCACACGUAUUCCCAGGCCUCCACUGUGCUGUCUGUGGGCGGGAUUCGGCAGCAGUUCUCGGUGCCUGAGAACAUCCAGCUCUCCCUCUUUUCAAUUGAUUUUCUGCGGAACAUCAAUGAGUACCUAGCUGUGGUUGACGACCCUCCCCUGGACAUCCAGUUCAACCCCUUGGGUUAUCUCUUGCUGGCUUCGGAAAAGGGGGCGGCAGUCCUGGAGAGCAACGUGCGGGUGCAGAGGCAGGAAGGAGCCAAGGUCUGCCUGAUGUCUCCUGAGCAGCUGCGGAACAAAUUUCCCUGGAUAAACCCAGAGGGCGUGGCGUUGGCGUCCUAUGGGAUGGAGCAUGAAGGUUGGUUUGACCCCUGGUCUCUGCUCCAGGGGCUUCGGCGAAAGGUCCAGUCCAUGGGGGUCCUCUUCUGCCAGGGAGAGGUGACACGUUUUGUCUCUUCAUCUAGCCACGCAGAGACCCCGAGUGGGGAAGAGGUGACUUUGAAAAGGGUCCAUGAAGUUCACGUGAAGAUAGACCACAGCCUGGAGUACCAGCCCGUGGAGUGUGCCAUCGUGAUCAACGCGGCAGGCGCUUGGUCCGGCCAGAUCGCAGAGCUGGCUGGUGUCGGGAAGGGGCCACCUGGCACCCUGCAGGGCACCAAGCUACCUGUGGAGCCGCGGAAAAGGUAUGUGUACUUGUGGAACUGUCCCCAGGGGCCGGGCCUGGAGACUCCGUUCGUCAUAGAUGCCAGCGGAGCCUAUUUCCGCCGGGAAGGAUUAGGCAACAACUAUCUGGGCGGCUGUAGCCCCACUGAGGAGGAGGAACCGGACCCAGAGAACCUGGAAGUGGACCACGAGUUCUUCCAGGACAAGGUGUGGCCCCCUUUGGCCCAGAGGGUCCCGGCCUUUGAGUCUCUGAAGGUUCGGAGUGCCUGGGCUGGCUAUUACGACUACAACACCUUCGACCAGAAUGGCGUGGUGGGUCCCCACCCUCUCGUCGUCAACAUGUACUUUGCCACGGGCUUCAGUGGCCAUGGGCUCCAACAGGCCCCUGCUGUGGGGCGAGCUGUGGCAGAGAUGGUGUUGCACGGCAACUUCCAGACGAUCAACCUGAGCCCCUUCCUCUUCAACCGCUUUCACUUGGGAGAGAAGGUCCACGAGCACAACAUCAUCUGAGCCCAUAAGCUCCGCUGACCCAGCUGCCCCGUGCAUCAUCCUUGGCUCAUGUUCACAUCCGCCUUGCUGUGACUUCCUCCCCAGCCCCAAGCCAGGUUCUCCUCCACCCUCCUCUCCCCGCACCCUGCUCAUCCUGUCCUACGGGGUUGGGCGGGCAGGCAGGCACACUGGAGGCUCUGGGAGGCAUGUGCCUGAGGCCCAGGCCAACAGAAAAUGAUGGGAUGAGACCCAGGACUGAUCUCUGGCCCCGGCCAAGGCUGCCCAACGAGGUAGUGCAGCUGGACAGAGCACCUGCGCGUGGGCCCCUGCACUGGCUUCUUCCUGGCAGUGACCGGGAAAAAUGGCCUCUGCCUCUCUGGGCAGGCACAAGCCCAAGCAGGGAGCAGCGCAGGGCAGCCUGGCCCAGGCUUAGUGAUUGUUUACCCUAUUCAUCAAUCAAUAAAUGCGAUUCCUCUUUCCA